Molecule: messenger RNA, 840 nt
Organism: Torulaspora delbrueckii
Lineage: Eukaryota; Fungi; Ascomycota; Saccharomycetes; Saccharomycetales; Saccharomycetaceae
Exons: 1
Coding region: 1-840 (279 amino acids)
Source: RefSeq, a predicted model, not a curated record
AUGGACUCAUUCAGCGAUCGUCUAUUGCGGAAGAGAGAGGCUUUACUGUCAUCAAACGAUCGUCUGAGCAGGAAGAACGGUGUUCAGAAGGAAGUGCCAAGGAAAUCCGAAUCCAAUGGCCUCGUUUCGGUCGUUCAUUACUGGCUAAGAUUCCUGCUGAGACGAGGGUUUACCUUUCAACAAAUUUUGAAAGAGUCUGGAGUAAGUCGAGCCUUUCUGGAACAGACAUAUCAGGAACUCAGUUUGAAUAUACCUGAAGAGAGAGCUCCUAAUGAUGAUGAGCAAAAGAGGAUAGAUAAAUGCACUGGCUCACUUGAAAACAAUAACGGAAAGCCGAAGAAUAUAGAAGCUGACAUACGGCAGUUCAUGUUCAGAACAAUACUGGAAGUUAAUAAAAUUACUGCAUCUCUUCGAAACCCAGAGAUAGCAGAACAACUGAAAGACGAAAAGACUAGACAAGUGAUCUCGAAAUAUGGUCAGCAUAUAAAUCGUAGCUUACAAGGUUUAUUCCAAAAAAUAGAGGAUGCAAGCAACAGCUCGCCAACCCAAUUGCAGAGAGUUAAAAGAGAAAGAGCUGAUAAACUUCCUGAAUAUCUCGACAGAAAGAUAGAUAAUGAGAAGAAUCAAGCAAAAGACAAAAUCGAAGUCUCACCUCCAAGAGCUCUCGCAACUAGUAAAUCAAGCCAAAAAGUAUGUAUCCAGCACCCAAUCCAAAGUAUGCGCACUACUAACAACCUAGCGGCUCGUACAGGUCUGAGACCUGUGCAAACAACAAAACAGCCUCCAGCAAAAUUAUUUACACCAUAUCAAUCUCUGAUUCCCAAUAACAGUAAGCGAUGA